Molecule: messenger RNA, 2372 nt
Organism: Sesamum indicum (sesame)
Lineage: Eukaryota; Viridiplantae; Streptophyta; Magnoliopsida; Lamiales; Pedaliaceae
Source: RefSeq, a predicted model, not a curated record
CGUUCAGUUGAUGAUUUCGCCUCAAAGUAGUCAAUUAUGAAGAUUUCUUGUUCUUCAAUGGAAAAUUGGGAAGAUUAGGAAUAAAACAUGAAUAUGUAGUGUAGGUAUUGUUGACAAACUUCCUUCGCUCACUCUACUUCUACUUCGUUUAAUCAUUUCCGUUGAACUCAGAUCCCCAAACCCCUCAAGCUCAGCAGUCACAUCACCAGAAUGCCCCAACCCCGAGCCACGGUGCUCCUCCCUCUCCUCCUCCUCCUCUUCCUCAUCCCCGCCGGCGCCGCCCCAAUCAUCGGCCUCGAUUCCUUUCUCACCCAACAAUUCCGCAAAGAUCCACAUGCCACCAAUGAUUCCUUCCUCUUCCUCCCUUCCUCUCUCAAAACCCCUCUCUCCCAUGCCUCUCCCGCUCGUCCCCCCAUCGCCUCCUCCCUCCUCUCCCUCAAUCUUCCCAUCCCCAUCACCCUCCACUUAGUGGGACCCACCUUCUCUUCAUCCGCCCCUUCCCUUCUCUCCUCCUUCCUCUCCUCCGCCGUCUCCUCCGAUCUUUUCCACGUCAUCACCCCAUUCUCCUCCUCCGGCCACCAUCUCUCCCUGUCCCACUCCCUCCACCUCUCUGCUUCCCUCUCCCCUCCCUCUCUCUCCACCUCCCUCACCUCCGCCCUCAAUUCCCACCUUGCGUCUGCCCCCUCUUCUCUCCGAUCCCCGCUCUCUGCUGUCCCCUACUCCCUUAUCGAUGAAAUUAUUCGACAAGAUUUCGAAAAAGAGAAGCCCAUCAACUCGUUUCACAUCUACAUUAUCCAUCUUGGAUCACAGCCAAAACCUUAUGCUUACAGCUAUACUCCUGGGGACAGCUCUCCGGGUUUUACCAAAUGCUUGGGCAGCAUUUGGACUGGAAAUGAUCGAUACUUGUGGAUUGAUUUGGGAGCUGGACCGGUCGAUUAUGGGCCUGCUUUAUCCGGUGAUGGGGUUUUGCCGAAAGGUGAGUUUCAUCCAUUAGCUGCUCUCCAUGGCCGACCAAAGUCGCAAAAAGCACUGCUUUCGGACUUAGCUUCAUUGGUGUGGAGUGCUUAUCAGGUACUCCUUGUACCCUCUUUGAGAAUUCCUGUGCCGUUUGAGGAUAAAUUGAUUGUUGAAUUUAUUCAUAUACAUGGUGAUGGUGGUAGUUUUGGGUUGGAUUGGAAGUCAAUAGAGAGAACUUUUAUGGAUGAGGUUAAUGACCGUGGAUUAUUAUUGGGGGAUCAGAGUUUGAGUUUUAAGAAGUAUGAGGUAAAAUUUUCUGAGUGCCCAAUAUGCUCAUUCACGAUUGCAAGAGCAACCACUUCGUACACUUCUAGGUACUUGUUUGAUAAUUAUACUUUGAUUGUGAGCGAGUAUUUGGACUCGAAGCAAUUACAUCAAACAAUCUUGGAAUCAGUUGAUGAGUUUAGAAGGGUAGGCAAGCUGCCUGAGGAAGAGUUUGGUAGAGUUCUACCUGUAUAUGUUUUUGAUCUUGAAGUCAAUACAAUACUGUUGCUUGAUCGGUAUCACCAGUCUGUGGCAUUUAAGGAUAUGGUCAUUGCAGUUAGGACCAAGAGUACCCAGACUGUGAGUGAUUACAGUUGCAAUGGGCAUCAUGUGUUCACACAGACUCGGGAACUCGAAAGACCACUUGUAGGUUCCAUUUUGCAGAGCAUGUGGGGGGUUUCACCAACACAUCUUGUUUGGAGCCCUAGGCAUAAUAGUUCUCUUGUGGACUACACGUGGAGUGUUGGACAAACACCAUUUGGACCAUUCUCGGAGAUAUCUUCUUUAUCCUUUGUUCAGAAGGAUGCCGCUAGGAGAAAUGUUCUUUUGACGUCAUUGAAUUACAGCAUUACUAGUGGAAUUGAUGUUCUUGAGUCGAUCGCUGCACAUGGUGGGGACAGAAAACUUCUGAAACAGAAUCGACAUUAUGAAUUUAUACAGAGGUGGAACUUGUUCAGGUACAAGCUGGACAAGUCAAUUUCUGCUAUGUCACACUUUGAUUAUGAGAUGGCGCUAUAUUAUCUGAGAUCUUCAGACCACGAUCUAUAUGCUAUCCACACUCUUGUUUAUCAUGCAUCCCAAGAAUUGGAGGCAUCGCUUGUGUGUUUCAGGGAUCCACCACUCCCAUGGACAUCUCUUUUGCUCUCUGGUGGAGCUUUCUUUGCUUUGCUUUAUGUGUACGCAAAAAGAGAGAAAUUAUUUCGAAGCAAGAGAAAACAGUUUUAAAGUUUUGAUAGUGUCAGGCUAUGUGUGUUUGGAUUCAUACAUCUGUAUUUCAAAAGGAGAGUUGGUACACUUGCUCAGAAUGUAUAAUUCAGUUUUCCAAGCAAAAGAAUUGCAGUUUGACUUAACAUUGAUUUGCUUCAAAUCCU